CCCCCUGCUCAGUGGCCCGGAUGUAGGCUGGAUCGCUGCUGCUGUUGCUGCUGGUACGCAGGCGCGGCCCGUAUCUGGGGGUUCUUGUUGUCCGCGGCCUGGGCCGCUGUGGAGCGGGCGGGGGGUGCCGGAAGAAACGGAGCUUUUCUUCACUUCGAAUUCGGGUUAAACCAAAGAUUGGGAUUGUAGCGUCUGUGCCCACAGCGUCUCUCCGCGUGCAGAAAGCUGGAUCCCGCCGACACCAUGUCCAUCACAAACACCCCCACAAGCAACGACGCUUGCUUGAGCAUCGUGCACAGCCUGAUGUGCCAUCGGCAAGGAGGGGAGAGCGAGACCUUUGCCAAGCGUGCCAUCGAGAGCCUGGUCAAAAAGCUGAAGGAGAAGAAGGAUGAACUGGAUUCGCUGAUCACAGCAAUAACGACCAAUGGCGCGCACCCCAGUAAAUGUGUCACCAUUCAGAGGACACUCGAUGGCCGGCUACAGGUUGCCGGUAGAAAAGGCUUCCCUCAUGUCAUCUAUGCCCGCCUUUGGAGGUGGCCAGACCUUCAUAAGAAUGAGCUGAAGCACGUAAAGUACUGCCAGUAUGCGUUCGACCUGAAAUGUGACAGUGUCUGCGUGAAUCCCUACCACUACGAGCGCGUCGUAUCCCCUGGAAUAGAUCUUUCAGGACUGACGCUUCAGAGUUCUGCCCCAUCCAGCUUGUUGGUGAAGGACGAGUAUGGCCAUGACUAUGCCGAGGGUCAGCAGUCAAUUUCUGCAGGCGACGGACAUUCAAUUCAGACUAUCCAGCACCCACCAAGCAGCAGGGCAUCCACUGAGUCCUAUAGCAACCCAUCCAUGCUGGCACCGAGUGAACCCAGCACACCCAAUCCCACCAGUUUCUCCAGCAUUCCUGUCCCUUCAACAAGCCAACCGGCGAGUUUACUGGCAGCGACUCACAACGACGGGCUGCUUUCCAUCGCUCCUGUGCCUCCACAAGGGACACAAAAUGGCUUCACCGGUCAGCCAGCAACAUAUCAUCAUAACAGUACUACAACCUGGACUGGAAGUAGAACAGCAGCUUACACACCUAAUAUGUCUCACCAUCCGAACGGACAUCUUCAGCAUCACCCACCCAUGCCCCAUCCUGGACAUUACUGGCCUGUCCAUAAUGAACUUGCAUUUCAGCCUCCAAUUUCAAAUCACCCAGCUCCUGAAUACUGGUGCUCCAUUGCCUACUUUGAAAUGGACGUUCAAGUGGGAGAGACCUUUAAAGUUCCCUCGAGCUGUCCCAUCGUCACUGUUGAUGGAUACGUGGACCCAUCCGGGGGUGAUCGGUUUUGCUUAGGUCAGCUUUCCAAUGUUCACAGAACAGAGGCCAUCGAGAGGGCAAGGUUACACAUAGGGAAAGGCGUGCAGCUGGAGUGUAAAGGAGAAGGGGACGUUUGGGUUCGCUGCCUCAGUGAUCACGCAGUGUUCGUCCAGAGCUACUACUUGGACAGGGAAGCUGGGAGGGCCCCCGGGGACGCCGUGCACAAAAUUUAUCCCAGCGCAUACAUUAAGGUGUUUGAUUUACGUCAGUGUCACCGGCAAAUGCAGCAACAAGCCGCAACCGCGCAGGCAGCAGCCGCCGCCCAAGCCGCCGCCGUGGCAGGCAACAUCCCAGGACCAGGGUCCGUGGGGGGAAUAGCCCCGGCUAUCAGUCUGUCAGCGGCCGCAGGAAUCGGCGUGGAUGACUUGCGCCGGCUGUGCAUCUUGAGGAUGAGCUUCGUGAAAGGGUGGGGACCCGACUACCCGCGGCAAAGCAUUAAGGAGACGCCCUGCUGGAUCGAAAUCCACUUGCACCGCGCUCUGCAGCUGUUGGAUGAAGUCCUGCACACAAUGCCUAUUGCCGACCCGCAGCCUCUGGACUGAUAAAGCUCAGCCGGGCACCAUCGCUAAUGUAACCAGUACAUUCAUAGGAUGGGAGGACUGUCACAUGACCUUUGUAACCAUGAAUAUAUAUAAAUAUAUAUAUAUAAAUAUACAUAUCUUCUUGAUCUGCUUCCUCUCUACAAGCUGGGGUCAAUACAAAUGUAUUAUUUCCUGUUUUUAUGCCGCGUAGCGAUUCUCCUGUUUACACUGAGCUCGUUUACCCUGACCCUUUACAUUACGAUAUGUAUUUCAAGGCCUAUGGACUUCAGGAGGGGGUUAUGGACCGGAACAUGUACAGAUCAAUGCGAGCGGUGACAGUGUGACACGU
Messenger RNA from Xenopus tropicalis (tropical clawed frog), 2221 nucleotides. RefSeq names its product SMAD family member 4 (gene smad4). NCBI's taxonomy places the organism in Eukaryota, Metazoa, Chordata, Amphibia, Anura, Pipidae. The record is from RefSeq and is a predicted model, not a curated record. Gene Ontology annotation, cellular component: cytoplasm; nucleus; transcription regulator complex. The coding region runs from base 244 to 1893 and encodes 549 amino acids. Gene Ontology annotation, biological process: animal gross anatomical part developmental process; regulation of DNA-templated transcription. The transcript has 12 exons.